GGAAGAGGGGGCGGGGCAGCUUUCGAUAAAGGCACGCGCGGUGUUGCGAUUGGCUAGCCGUAUUUGUGACGUCGACUGCCGGCUCACAUCGUGGCUCCUGCUCUGAGGCUGGUCGGCGACGCGAGGUGGCGGCGAGUGGCUGAUGUGCUAUGGAUUACCUUUCCAAGCCUGGUCUCUUCAGUAUAAUUGCUGGUGUUGCCUGUGGGGUAUGCCUGGGCUGGAGCAUUCGAGCCCGGUUCUUGCGACCACCCAAAGCCAGAAUGACCCAGCUUGCCAAUGAACUGGGCAACGAAGCCACUAUCAUGGGCGAAAGCGGCGAAUUCAAGAUGGUGAUUGUUGUCCGGAAUGACCUGAAGAUGCAGAAGGGCAAAGUGGCAGCCCAGUGCUCCCAUGCGGCUGUCUCAGCCUACAAACAAAUCCAGCGCCGAAACCCUGAACUCCUGAAGCAGUGGGAGUAUUGCGGACAGCCCAAGGUGGUCCUCAAAGCUCCUGACGAGGAAACGCUGCUUCAGCUCCUGGGCGAGGCCAAAACGCUGGGCCUGACAGUGAGCUUAAUCCAAGAUGCGGGCCGUACACAGAUAGCCCCGGGUUCCCGGACUGUCCUCGGCAUCGGACCAGGACCAGUGGAUGUUGUUGACAAAGUCUCUGGCCAUUUAAAACUUUACUGAAUGUGGAGCAUCUAGCCCAGAGAUAAUGAUAUCAACUGUAUAGAUUUAAAGCAAACAAUCCCUUAAAAACAAUGAUUAUUGAGCAGGAUCAUGGUUUAUUUUUCAUUGCCUUUCAGUAUUUGGAAUACAUAAAAUGCAACAGGUUACCUGUC
Lacerta agilis (Sand lizard) is the source of this 820-nucleotide messenger RNA. It is a transcript of the gene PTRH2, whose product is annotated as peptidyl-tRNA hydrolase 2. The record is from RefSeq and is a predicted model, not a curated record. The transcript is spliced from 2 exons. Gene Ontology annotation, molecular function: peptidyl-tRNA hydrolase activity. Lineage: Eukaryota; Metazoa; Chordata; Lepidosauria; Squamata; Lacertidae. The coding region runs from base 150 to 668 and encodes 172 amino acids. Gene Ontology annotation, cellular component: mitochondrion; cytosol. Gene Ontology annotation, biological process: positive regulation of anoikis; negative regulation of anoikis.